AUGACGUCUCUUAAUCAGUCCGGGGAUACCAACUUUACAGUUUUCAUACGCCUCCCUUUUCCCCGGGGCGAUUUUGCUGAGUGGAACGCAGCGAAGGACCAGGCUCUUUGGGACCUACUAUCGCGGCCCUCUAAGGGUGAUGAUAUAGACUGGAAAGCAUUAGCGGAACGAUUCGAUGUAACUCUCCAGUUUCUCCUUCAACAAGCAGCAUGGCUGUAUGAUCGGCAAUUAUCACAGGUCCGCUGGCAGAUGCGCAAGGUGGGCACCACUCAGUCGAGUUCUCCGUCCCCUGCGCCUGGUUCUGUAUCUGGAAGCACAGCGCUCGGCGGCCAAUCAGCCAAGGGUGGUCCUGGUGCAGCCCCACGAGUCCAGAGUCGUCUAUCCUCACAUCAAAAAGAUACACUCCCUCAACGAGGUCCGCCGCCACGUCGGACAAGCUCGGCAACUACAGUAAACCAAAUUAAAAUUUCGAGGGAAUCACCCCGCACUGAAACCCCCGCGGAGCUCAAAGAUCCACGCUGGGAAAGCCUCAACCGGCGUUCAUCAGCAAGCAAGCGGGACCAGGCUCCAGUUCCAUCGGCACCAGUUCACAAAUCACCCGUCCUUCAGGAAGAAGACCUAAGUUCAAGCUCAGCCUCAUCAUCCUCGUCAGACGAAGACGACGGUCUAGCCAGUAGACGAGGACUACGAUUCCGACGAUUCGGCAAGUUCUCCACACAUCGACCUGGUCUUCGUGAUGACGAAGAAGACGAGGAUGAAUCACCCGCAUUUCUUCCGCUUUCCCGGGCCCAGCCUGAAGCUGCACGAGACCCGUCAGCGCAGGACCUCAAUGCAACUCUCCGGUUACAAGGUGAAGAUCACGCGGGAGCACGACGCCGCACAUCAGAGCAGAGUCCGAUUCCAAGAGCAUCGGUUACGACCGAAUCAUCGACAAGCUCUACUAGUUCAGGGGCUCCAGUUACAGUGCCACGUCGGGGAGUGAAUAGUAUUCCAUCACCGUUGAGUUCAUCACGGAGGGGAGAGCUGGCCCAUCUCAGUCCCCGGAGGUUGAAUGCUUCCGGGAGGGAUACGAGUGAUGGUACACCGAGUAUGGGAAGUAGCUACAGUGAUCUUGAUGACGCAAGUGUUACGCAGUCGGCACUUGAGGAGGCUCUCCUGAGUAAUAUGCAACAUGGUGGUAUGGCGAGUCGCAUGAGUACGAUAAGUCAGGCAUUACGGAGCCGGAUUUUGUGA
Aspergillus pseudotamarii is the source of this 1233-nucleotide messenger RNA. Its product is annotated as multidomain presynaptic cytomatrix related protein. The coding region runs from base 1 to 1233 and encodes 410 amino acids. The transcript is spliced from 7 exons. The record is from RefSeq and is a predicted model, not a curated record. Gene Ontology annotation, biological process: autophagosome assembly. NCBI's taxonomy places the organism in Eukaryota, Fungi, Ascomycota, Eurotiomycetes, Eurotiales, Aspergillaceae. Gene Ontology annotation, cellular component: phagophore assembly site.